ACACAUUGUCUGUGACCUGUAUCAGUAAAUGAUCUACAUGAUUAUGCGUCAACGGGUUAUGUUUAUUUUGUAUAUUACGUAUACGUGGAACAAAUUUCUUGUUUCUGUUUGAUUAAGUGAUGAUUUUGAAAACACCUGACGUCAUAAGUAAAACAAACAUGGAAACUAUGAAUAUAUACGUGGAUUUAAAGCAAACCCAUGCAUAUCUUGAUAAGGACCCUGGAUUAACGUAUGAAAUACUUUAAACGACAAGAGCAACAGAAUUUAGUGGCAGCUUCAUAAAUCAAACGCUAACAACAGUCAUUCAACAAAUACAUCGUCUGUAAUGUCGAUUUCUGAUAGGACAAAUCACAACGAUAGACCGGAAAUUAAUGAAGCAGAAACAACCGGUGAUAUUCUAGUAGUAACGCGGGAAACAAUAGUACUGGAAGAUACAACGAUAUUGGAGGAUACAACGGUAGCGGAGGAUGCAAAGACGCUCGAGGAUAUGAAACAGAGGCUGUGCGCAAUGUUUCAUCAAAAUGGUAGAGAAAUAUCUGAAGUAGUGAAACGAAAACUUGUUUUACAUUUUGAUGUAAAUAAAACUAUAGUUCCCGUAGAUUCGGCGACCGGUGAAACUGUAGAAGCUGCCUUGAACAUUUAUCUCUCUGGUAUGGCGUGGGGAAAGGAUCGGGAAGGGGUAUGGCAUUCUUCUAGACACGAACCUUCCAGUCGUCCCUUAGACGCCACUGACGUCAGUUUCUAUAAGUUUGAAGAGAAACGUCUUCUGCCUCAGAAAUCUAAAGACAGAGCGGCACUGAGGUAUCAUUUAACGUCGUUCACGGAUCAUCCACAAGGAACGACGUUUAAGCCAUACCUUAAUACUUUGUUGGACACUUUGAAAUGGAAAUUGCCAUAUGACGAAUCUCUACACAAAGAAAUGACCGUUCCUGGAACAAAAUCCAGUCGAUUUCAUUUCAUUCUGCCGUCUUUUUAUACACUUUUGAACUAUUUGAUUCAGGAAGAACGUGAUUUCACUGUAGUAUUUAGAACUUACGGAAGUGACGCAAAAGGCGUUCUUAAGAGUAUCAAAGCAACCAUUGGAUCAAAUAUGCCAUUUUGUCAUAAUUUAGAAAGUCUUUUGGAAGGUUUCUCAGAAGAAGUGCCUAUUUUAAGAAGAGGCGAAGACUUUGGAACUUUUCGGUUUUUAUCGGAAUGUGAAGAUUCGUGUGAAAAGUCGGAAGAAUGUGAAAAUUGUGAAAAUGUGAAAAAUGACAACGAAAUGUACAAUUAUUUCUCAAGUCGGAAUGGAAUAUCUGCGAUAAGGGACGAUUGUGAAGAUUGGUACAAACAUGGGUUUGACCCGACAAGAGGGAAACCUUUGUGGAUUGACCAAUCGGACCCCAGUACUCAUCACAUUUUCUUUGACGACAACAUUCGGCCAGGAAAUGCCGACAGUAUUGUAAAUGUGCGAGUUCGGGAAUCAUCGGGUGACUUCCGGAAUGUGUCCAUGGCGGAAGAAUAUAAUUACGUCAAUACAAAUAUAGUUCCGGUUGUUUUCUCUGAAGCAAUAUUAAAUAAUGACUAUUACAUAAAGAAACUGAAACUGUGUGAGGACAAUUAUUCCAAGGUGCUUAUGUUGUAAACCAUAAAAUGCUCAGUUUAAACAUGACUUUUUAGCUCUGUUUACCAGUAUUAUUAAUACUGUUCAUCCUGUGGAAAAAAAUGACCAAUAUGUCGAUCCUGUCCGUGAUUUUCCUCCUUAUACAUGUAUAACAGAGGCCAAUAAAAGGACACUUCCCAAUUGAAAUUUUUCUUGAAAUCAUGUAGUUUUCCAAAAGAUCUGAUCGAGCUUACUAGCUCCAGCUUAUUUACUUCCCAUGCAAGUUAGCAAUAUAAUAUGAGCGAUGAUUUUUCCUGGGACAUACGAUAUCGUAUGUCCCAGAUUUUUCCCAAAAUCAAGAGGCUGUAAGACCUCUUCCAAAUUAAGUGAGAAAAACCACUGCCAGUUACAUAGUACUUCUCUUUAUGUUUAAUAUAAACUUUAUGCCAUUAUUUAACGUUCACAGCCAAGAAUGACUGUUUAUUAAAUAACCCAUUGUAAAAAUGUAUUUCCUCCUACAUAUUAGAAUGCUGUAUAUAUUCAUUUAAAAUUUGCAUGACUCUUAAAAUGUUUAUAAAGUGUUCCUGGGGCAUAAUAUAAUGUACAGUCUGUAAAAAUGUCUCUGAUUACAUCCCA
Messenger RNA from Ruditapes philippinarum (Manila clam), 2218 nucleotides. RefSeq lists its product as uncharacterized. NCBI's taxonomy places the organism in Eukaryota, Metazoa, Mollusca, Bivalvia, Venerida, Veneridae. The record is from RefSeq and is a predicted model, not a curated record. The coding region runs from base 326 to 1624 and encodes 432 amino acids. The transcript has 2 exons.